AUGCACAAGAAGAACGCCUGGAUACAGAGCCGCCUCCUCCACAUCUCACACGCCCUCGAGGAAGACGCUAGAAAUGGCCUGGAAAAGAGCAAUAUCUACCUCUACAGCCCCACGAGGCAUCCCCUCAUAAAAAAGCAGACGCCCUCCGAGGAGUACUCCAUCGGAAAACUCGUCAAGAACAUCCUCACAGCAAAGCAGAGAAGAGCCUACGAGAAGCAGAAAAACAGUCCCUGCACCCACAGAAUGUGCUCCCAGAAGUGGAAGGAUGUCCAUCUGGCAGUGGGAACAGAGGGAAUUCACGCCCUCUUCAGAGACUACACCGUCUUGGAGCGAGUGGAUGGCGCAUACAUAAAGUACUUCUCCGACGAGAUCCAGAUCAUAGAGAGGGAGAAGCACAGGAGAGCCAGAAAAAUCGCAAAACAGGACAGAGACUUCGAGAUGAAAGAAGUCACGCAGGAGAGAAUAUACGCAGGAAAGCAUGCGGAGUACGCAGAUGAAAUUGCGCUGCUUCUUAGAAAUAUCCGGAAAGUCGGGACCCGCGGGAUAGUCGCAUCCUUCGAGAGGGAGAAGGCGAAAAAAGCCCGAAAAGAGGAAAAAACAGGAAUUUCUGCGUGCGAAGUCUCCGUGGAGACGGCAGUUCGACUCGUUUAUGCCGUUGUGAAAAAGGUCUUUUCUCCCGUUAUUCCCCCUGCAGGAAUGCCCCGCAUAAAGAAGAAGAUCCGCUGGUUUCUCGCCUGCAAAAAUGCAGUCAUUCGGUACGCGGAUAUACACGCUGGGAUCCGCACUAACUUCCCGCAGAGGGUCCGGAAUGGGCGUCCGCUUGAGUAUAAGGAGUACAUCCUUUGUACCGUUAACUUUAUCUUUACGCGGUAUAUUCCGUACCUUUUGGGGGCGCACCUGAAAGAUAACGGAAAAACGGGAAGUGAAGUAAGGUACUUUUUCGCUGGAGAGUAUGCCCGCAUGAAGAAGGAGUUCAUACAAAAGUACAUUGAGAAGUACUUUGUCUCCGUCCAGAAGGCAGAGGUCAAUACGAACGAUAUAUCCCACAUAAACGCAAUUGCAAAGAAAAACGCAUUUCGCGUCGUCUUUAAAAAGGCCUACGAGAACGACGUAUUCUCCCUCGCGAAGAACAAAGACACUUUCCACGAGAAGAGAAUAUGCAGUAUUCUAACGAGAGAGGCCAACGAAAGAGCAGAGUGGGAGAGAAGCAGGGAGGGAAGACCCCCUAGGACACGGGUGAAUAACUCCGUCUUCAAGCUGUCCGACGGAAUGAAGAGAAUAGAGCAGUUCAGGACCGAAUUCAGAGAAUUCUUUGAGAGUAGGAGGGAACUCUUCGUCCUGACCCUGGACUUGGAGAACUUCUUCGAUAAUGUCUCCCUGGAGGCCGUCAAGAGAAUGUCUCUCGUCAGAAAACUCAUGGGAAAAAGGGAGUACGAAGUAUUCAUAUGGGAAGAUACGUCUUUUGAGGGCCAUAAAGUCCACAGGAGAGCUGUCUUGUACCCGAACGAGCAGACGAACAAGGGAGAUACGAUUCUCACAGGGCUCCCAAAGAGGGUGUUUCGGAAGUUUAUGUCGCAGAACAUCAUCACAAACACGGAAAUAGAGGAGCUUCUCAACAGGAGAAUCCACAACUCAGUCAUCCGAUACGGGAGUGCCUACUACAGAAGAGUCACGGGAAUAAAUCAGGGCUGCAGAUUUGCCUCCCACAUUUGCUCGUACUACCUCGCGCAUAUAGACGAGGAAAUAUACGGGGACAUGAAAUACACGCGCGCUGUCCGGUACGUAGACGACUCCCUGGUCCUUUCCUGGAGCAAGGAGGAGCUCGCCCUCGUGCUGGAGAGACUCUGUGCGAUGCAGGGAAGAAAUGGGCUCGCCCUAAACGCGAAAAAGUGCCAACUUCUGACCCUGAAAAAAGAAACGGAUUUUUCCCUUUUGGGAAAGAUAGACCUGAAAAGGGCAAAAACCUUCAAAUGGUGCGGAAUCAGCUUCGACAUGGAGAGCCUCUACCCGGCCAUGCAGUGGAGUGAGGCAAAAACAGCAGAUCUCGUGCAGAGUAAGUCCGCCAUCCUCCGGAGGAUGCACUACAGCCUCAACCUCGGCAGAGAGUCCGGGCUUUUCCACCCUGAGAACCUGAGCAGGCACACGAACUUGCGCCUUUUCGUCAGGUGCCACGUGGAAAAGCUCCUUCACGCGUGCAGCAAAACCCCAAACCAGCACAUGGAGAAAACCCUCCUGCGCAUUCUCCGGAGGAAGAUAUGCACUGCCCUCGCAAGUACCGGCCUCCCAGAGACAGACAUAAAAAAGGCCUUCAAUGCAGCCGUAUACAUAUGCAAGAAAAAG
Nematocida major is the source of this 2340-nucleotide messenger RNA. RefSeq lists its product as uncharacterized. Gene Ontology annotation, molecular function: telomeric repeat DNA binding; telomerase RNA binding. Gene Ontology annotation, biological process: telomere maintenance via telomerase. The annotation marks the transcript as partial. Gene Ontology annotation, cellular component: telomerase catalytic core complex. NCBI's taxonomy places the organism in Eukaryota, Fungi, Microsporidia. The transcript has a single exon. The record is from RefSeq and is a predicted model, not a curated record.